AUAAUAUUUAUAUAGAUAACUCUUUUUCGAAUGUUGAAUGACAAAACCAUUCUACAAGCAUGGCGAACCGGAUGUGGAUUUUUCUCCUCUUGGUGCUCCCCUUUGUUAAAGGAGCAUUGGACAGCAAGGGAAAGCAAUUCAUAGUUACUUUCAUGGACAAUCAGAUUUUACAGAAUACAGACAUCAAUCCUGAAAUCUUUAUUACGACAUCAAGCACCAAACCAGUACACGUCAACGUGACGUCACCGGGAUCAACCAAUCCACGAAUCAGCGAACAGUUUGUCGUCUCUCGUGGAAUUGUUCACCGAGUGGUUGUAGAUCAGGCCUUCCGAUUGAACCAAACCGAACUAAGCACAAAAGGGAUUUUGAUUUCGGCGGAUGAGGAAGUCGUGGCAUACGGAGUAAACCGCGAAGUCUGGUCGGACGAUGCCUACUUGGCACUGCCUACUGAUGUCCUGGGAAAAGAAUACUACACCAUCUCCUACUCCCCGUCCUAUUACUACUGUGAGUUUGCAGUGAUCGGAGUCCAUGACCACAGUCAUGUUUAUAUCCAGUUGGCUAACCAUCCCAACGUCAGUGUUACUUUCCGUAACCACGUCUAUCAUGGGGGCGACUGGAUUAACACAACACUAAAUCGCUAUAGCACCCUCCAGAUCACUUCUGUUGGUGACCUCACAGGUUCUCACGUCAUAUCAGACAAAGCUGUGGGCGUCAUCAGUGGUAACAAGAAAGCUGUUGUGGCUCUUCCUGGUACCAUCGCUAACUCACGUGACCAUUUGACGGAAAUGUUGCUUCCAGUACAAGCUUGGGGUAAAAACUUCGCUACAGUGCCUAUCCCGGAGAGAAAUGUGGGUGAUAUUUUCAGAUUUGUCGCCAGCCAAGACCAAACGCAUAUAAGAGUAACAGGAGUCAUAAAUGGUACAAACUUUACGGACCAUUUUAACAUACGUCAUGCUGGGGGGUUCAGACAGAAGAAUUAUAGCUCGGCACUAUACGCCCAUGUAGUGUCUAAUAAUCCAAUUGCUUUGUAUCAGUUUUCGGCAACACAGGAUAAAGGUCACAAUCAUGUAGAUGCUGCAGAUCCCAGCAUGAUUACAAUUCCUCCCAUUGAACAAUAUGCUGCAGAUUAUACUUUUGCCACUCCCCAAUACUCCAAAGGCGAAUAUCAGAACUAUUUCAUGUUUGUGAUAGACUCCAGUCAGACUGCAGGUCUGAUUCUAGACGGGAAACCCCUGCCACAAAAUCAAACGUACGUUCACAUUCCCGGCACCAAUCUAGCGGCGGGAUACGUGAAAAUAUCCGUUGGCACCCAUACCGUCACGCACAACAACCCGAACACGGUUAUUGGUGGGCUCGUGUUCGGAAAAGCCAAAAUCGAGUCCUAUGGAUUUCCAAUCGGCCUGCUUACACAACCUGUUAAUUCUGGAUGCAACGCGAAGGCGAUGUCUCCGGGCGAUGAAAUCGAUAACGAUUGUGACGGCGAGGUAGAUGAAGAGGACUGCAAUGGAAAAGACGAUGAUGCCGAUGGAAGGAUAGACGAAGAUUGCAGUGGAGCGCCACUGAUUGUUAUUGGAAGGAAGUGAAGUUUUUAUAUCAAUAAAACAAAUAC
Saccostrea cuccullata (small rock oyster) is the source of this 1609-nucleotide messenger RNA. RefSeq names its product IgGFc-binding protein-like. The coding region runs from base 60 to 1583 and encodes 507 amino acids. The record is from RefSeq and is a predicted model, not a curated record. Lineage: Eukaryota; Metazoa; Mollusca; Bivalvia; Ostreida; Ostreidae. The transcript is spliced from 5 exons.